AUGGUCAAGUCGACGCUAAUCUACCGUUACGAUGCACUUCCCCUUUGCGGAUCGGUCGACGAUAACCUUGAUCCCAAUUUAAAUGAGCAGAAGAAGAAAUGCAAGAUCAUUAUCAGCAGAAUCACGCCCAACUCUGAGCCUCAGGCAACAAUUGAGAGCGGUAACUACAAUAUUCACUAUUUAAUUCAGAACAGCAUCGUCUAUGUCACUGUGUGUGACAAAUCUUACCCAAGGAAACUUGCAUUUCUGUACUUACACGAGAUCAGCAAUGAAUUUGAGCAUUCACACGGCCAGGAGGCUUUGAGCACAGCAGCUAGACCGUUUGGGUUCAGCUCUUUUGACAAUUUCUUGAGCAAGACGAAGAAGAUCUACCAGGAUCAAAGAGCACAGUCUAAUCUUGAUCAACUUAAUAACGACUUGGCUGAUGUCAAGAAGGUCAUGACGAAGAAUAUUGAGGAUUUACUAUACAGAGGUGACUCCUUAGAUAAGAUGAGCGACUUGUCUCUGUCAUUGAGAAACGACUCCAUCAAGUAUAGAAAGAAGGCACAGAAGAUCAACUUUGAUGCCAUGAUCAGACAAUAUAUUCCAGUGGUUGGAGUCAGUCUUAUCUUUGUCUUCUUUAUCUGGUACACAUUACUCCGUCGAUAG
This is a messenger RNA of Candidozyma haemuli, 648 nucleotides long. RefSeq names its product SNAP receptor (gene SEC22). The record is from RefSeq and is a predicted model, not a curated record. Gene Ontology annotation, biological process: vesicle fusion with Golgi apparatus; endoplasmic reticulum to Golgi vesicle-mediated transport; retrograde vesicle-mediated transport, Golgi to endoplasmic reticulum. Gene Ontology annotation, molecular function: SNAP receptor activity. The transcript has 2 exons. Bases 1 to 648 code for a protein of 215 amino acids. Gene Ontology annotation, cellular component: SNARE complex; endoplasmic reticulum-Golgi intermediate compartment; ER to Golgi transport vesicle membrane. NCBI's taxonomy places the organism in Eukaryota, Fungi, Ascomycota, Pichiomycetes, Serinales, Metschnikowiaceae.